Messenger RNA from Ziziphus jujuba (common jujube), 495 nucleotides. RefSeq names its product S-protein homolog 1. The transcript has a single exon. Lineage: Eukaryota; Viridiplantae; Streptophyta; Magnoliopsida; Rosales; Rhamnaceae. The record is from RefSeq and is a predicted model, not a curated record. The coding region runs from base 21 to 461 and encodes 146 amino acids.
GCUACCAAACUAUUGAAACAAUGAGAGAUUUGAAUCUGUAUGUUUUGUUAUUCCUAGGGUGGGCUCUAGCCAUGAUGAGCAACUCAUCUGAAGCUGCCAAAGAUGGUCCAUUUGAAGCUGCCAGACGGGAAGUGCACAUCGUGAAUGGAUUGAGUCCCGGUCGGAUGUUGUUUGCACAUUGCAAGUCCAAAGAUGAUGAUUUAGGAGAGCAUAAUCUUGCGGUUGGGCAAGAAUUUAGUUGGAGUUUCAGGUUUAACUUCUUUGGAACCACUCUUUACUGGUGCUACACUCACACAGACCAUCAACACGCUGCAUUCAACGUGUAUUGGCAUAAAAAAUGGCUAGAAGACAGAUGCGACGAAAGAAGUUGUAUUUGGACCGCCAAAGAUGAUGGAUUUUACCUUAAAAACAUUCCUGAAAACCGUGAUGAAUUAAUUCAUAAAUGGGAAGAGGGAUUGUGAGUUGAAGCUCCAAUUUACAAGUUUAAUAAAUUAA